UUAGUUGACUAAGUUAAAGGAAGCUUAGUGUUUUCCGUGUUUACAAAACCCAUGUUCAGCGUUCAUUAAACUACAGUGAAGUAAACAUAUUAAAAAUUGCUCUUGAAAAUACGGCCGAUUUAUCCGAGAAAUACGAAGUAGUUAUGGUUCUCAGUGGAGUGGGAGAUGCUCUAGGUUAUAAAAAUGGUUUGUGGGAAUUCUGUUACAGUGGUACUAAAAUUCAUGAAGAACUAGAAAAACUCGGAGGACUUGAUAAAAUUGACAUUAAAGGAUGGAGGGUUAGUGACGACACUGUACUACACAUUGCUACAGCAGAAGCGUUGGUUUCUGAAUGGGCAACAACGGAAGAGUUAUUGUGCAUUAUGGCUACGAAGUACAAGAAGACAUGUACUGUGGAUAUGUUUGAAAGAGCUCCUGGGCAGACCACAACUAAGGCAUGUUUCAUGUUACGACCUCUUGAGGAAAAAGGUUACAUUAUACCAUUUAAUGCACGAGGUGGUGGAUGUGAUGCAGCUAUGAGAUCCAUGUGUAUAGGUUGGAUGUUUCCUUGUGAAGAUCAAAUUGAAAUGUUAAUUGAAAUUACUGUUGAAAGUGGAAGGAUGACUCACAAUCACCCUACAGAAGAUACCUCCGAAAAAUGGGGUGCAGGACUUUUUAGUGUUUUACCCAAAGUUUGGGAAUACAUUGAGAAGGUUGGUCGUGAUGUAGAAGAAAACAACAAAGCUUGGAGCUACUUUAAAAAUAGUUGGGAGUCAUGUCUUGAACUACGGGGAUUAGCAAAUGGAACCAGCGAACCAAAGUUUCCAGUGACAUAUAACAUACCUGAACGUGAUGCUUUUUAUAAAUCUGUGAGUUAUGCAGAUAGUGACAGCACAGGAAUAUUGGCUGCAACAUGGUGGGGUGGUAUGUAUGGUAUGAAAGGUGUACCCCUUGGAAAUUAUAGGAACCUGGAAUAUGGUCUUAGGCUUAUGGAGCUGGAUGGAUCAGAUGAAAUCCUACCAGAAGACGCGUCUCAUCAGGUAAAGCGAGAAUUUAAAAUUGCUUCAAAGAAAGGAUGGACGUACAUUUUUGAAAUGGAUGGAUCAGAUGAAAUCCUACCAGAAGACGCGUCUCAUCAGGUGAAGCGAGAAUUUAGAAUUUCAAACAAAGGAUGGACGUACAUUUGUUUGAUCAUGCGGAUGGAUCAGAUAAAAUCCUAUCAGAAGACGCGUUUCAUUGGGUGA
Molecule: messenger RNA, 1223 nt
Organism: Xenia sp. Carnegie-2017
Lineage: Eukaryota; Metazoa; Cnidaria; Anthozoa; Malacalcyonacea; Xeniidae
Product: protein ADP-ribosylarginine hydrolase-like
Exons: 4
Coding region: 144-1223 (359 amino acids)
Source: RefSeq, a predicted model, not a curated record